Molecule: messenger RNA, 619 nt
Organism: Thrips palmi
Lineage: Eukaryota; Metazoa; Arthropoda; Insecta; Thysanoptera; Thripidae
Exons: 5
Coding region: 127-585 (152 amino acids)
Source: RefSeq, a predicted model, not a curated record
GCUCCUUGGGCUUGGCAACAACGGUCAUUGACCUCCAAGCCUCCGCGUCUGAUUGAACUUGUGAAUUUAACGACAAGUCGAAAGUUUGUGUGUUGUCAGUCAUAAGUCGCUCAUCAAUUUCAAAAAAUGUCAACGAAAAAUAGCCCCGACUACAAGAAAAGAAUUGAAGCUUUGGAAAAAGAGCUGAAAGAUCUAAAACAAAGUUUAAGUGCUCAGACAACAAAAGGCAAUAGUGAUUCGCCGCCCAAGACUCCACCAAGAGGUGAUCAGCCAAAGCCCAAAACACCAAGCAGCUAUGACAGAGUGCCUAAAUCUGAAGAAACAACAAAGAAAGUGCGCGGAAAGCGCAGGAAGAACUUAGAGGGACACACCUGUGAAGAAUGUGAGGGUUUUGUCAAAGCGGCUAAAUUGAGCCCCAAGACUGUUCAAGCAUGUACAAGGCACAGAGGACCAAAGAGACCUGUUACGCCGGAAGGGUUCUGGAAUCCAGCAUGGUUGUCUCCCAAAAAGACUCCCAAAGAGUUCAUCCCUGAAGAAUUGCCAGUCAGGAAAACCUUUAAAGAGUCAGACUGCCAUGUUAUGUGAAACUUUCAAUAUGAUUCUAAAAAGACUAUUUUUA